ACUUGACAAGCUCCCCACCAAACCCCGUAUAUAUAAACAAAGAAGCUUAGCUAAAGUCUUGAAAUAAUUCAUUUUCAACAAGUCCAAUUUGUGCAAUGGAAGGACUUAUUCCAUUAGUGUACAAGACCAUUAAGAGAAGCAAAACUCGUCGGAGAUAUGAAUGUCUCUCUUUUGGUGCUGCUAACACUUAUAAUGUUGAAAAUUUCUAUCCAAAUAAUGGUUACUUCAAUAGUACUAAUAAAGAGUAUGAAAUGUCAUCAAUUGAUGAUCACAAAGUGGCUGAUGGUGGUGGUGGUGGUGCUGGUCAGGUGGAGAACAACCGCCACCGACGAACGCAGUCCCUCCACGUGGCAUAUACUGGCGGAGUUUUGCCGGAGGAUAGUACUCCUGUGAAGGAUAAACAACUUGUGAGAUUCAGAAGUCACCGUAGAAUGUUUUCAUGUGUAACUGGUGGAUGAAGAAGAAAAAAGAGUAUACCUCUCUAUACUUUUGUUGGAUUUCAAUUUGUUUUUUAUAUGCAUCUAAUACUCGAAAAUUACUAGCUCGAUAAUUUAGAUUUGUGUCCCCUAAGGCUCAAUAUAGAGGAAAUUCUUCCCUCGAACCUGGGAUUGCUGGUGAUUAAGGAUGAAGAAUUCUCAUUCAUACUAGCUAUCAGGAGCUACGGGUUCAGUGGAAUAAAUUCAAUAGCUUUGGCCAAAAUUGUGUAUUUGUGCUAAGAUAUCAACUUAAUAUGUAUAUAUAUAAUUUAUCAAAAAUCCAGUUAUAAGUUGUCUUUUCAAGAAUUCAGAAUUCAUAAACUCUACAUCCCACCACAUUCUUGGUGGUUUUCAAUUGUUUUUAGUUGUAUUCUCUUCCAUAAAUAGGUAUACUUGAAAAAUAAAUACAUGAUUGUUUUUAUAAAUUGCAUAUUUGUGGUUAAAAAAUAUGUGUAUAGAUAAUAUUCCCCGAAAGUGAGUCAAAAUAGGACUUACUAUAGCAAGUCCUCUUGUAAUUGUAGAGUAAUUAAUGUUGAGAAGUUCAGAUUUGCAACAAUGGUCUUCUUCUUCUUGC
This is a messenger RNA of Lycium ferocissimum, 1050 nucleotides long. RefSeq lists its product as uncharacterized. The record is from RefSeq and is a predicted model, not a curated record. The transcript has a single exon. The coding region runs from base 96 to 458 and encodes 120 amino acids. NCBI's taxonomy places the organism in Eukaryota, Viridiplantae, Streptophyta, Magnoliopsida, Solanales, Solanaceae.